Messenger RNA from Spirometra erinaceieuropaei, 1380 nucleotides. The record is from the annotation of a GenBank genome assembly. NCBI's taxonomy places the organism in Eukaryota, Metazoa, Platyhelminthes, Cestoda, Diphyllobothriidea, Diphyllobothriidae.
AUGGGAAAAGUCGGUCCUCCGAUCUGGACGAAGAGACAGACGGCAACCGCUUCUUCUUCUUUGCGUGGUAAGCCCACUCAGUUGACAUUCGAGGCACCGCUCUCUGUUUUCCCUGUUGGACUGGCCCCUCCUUAGAAUAUCACGCGUGUCUGUGCGUAGCACACAUUGACGACAUAUUUAGCAUUGUCAGUCUUUGAACCCUGCAACGCCUUCUCUCGUUAUGACAUAGUCAUCUCACCGAUCUCAUGUCGGUGAGGAUGGAGGAGAGCGUGGCAUUUUAAGCGCAAAUCACGGUUCCAAUGUGGACCGUCUGUCAACUCCCAGACAAUUGACUGGGUUAAUUGCAACUGACUGGAUAAUCACAUCCCGCCUAGUGACGUCAUGUUCUUCGCAGACUAGAUAAAGACGCACAUGGAGUCGGUGUACUUGAUUCGCAGACAACGACAACAACAGUAGCAGUCAUGGGAUCUACGGAUGGUUAAUGGCAUGAUGAAGAUGAUGUGGGGAGGGGGGCUUACACGCAGGAUGACGACGGCCAAUGAACCUGAGGUGGCCAAUGCCGACUCCAAUGACUUUAUUAGUCCCCCUUCAGCAUCACUCCUGCUCACUAUACGGCUGAUUAAGAGAACGUGUCAAAGGCUAUGCCCACGUAAGGACACAUUCAUCUGUUAUCUCACCCUCGAAGACUGGUAGCGUGUUAGCCUAGCUGAUGGCUACCCGGCGUGUCCACAAUUGGCGGAUAGUUGAACGGCCCUCAGUGAAGAUUAGCUGCGAAAUAAGCAGACCCGAGUCUGACGAAUAAGCAGCCGAGGUCCCAAUCCCAGUCUUCUCCUAUAGACCGUCAUACAUCGACGAUUAUCAAAUUUGGCGCCUGCUCCCUCUCUCUGGACAUCGGUCUCCGGCGUCUCUUCCCUAGGAUCUUCGUCGUUGCUGACAUCCCAUGUGCCUUUCUCUGGGCAGAUUUCCUGGCCGCUUUCGAUCUUCUGGUCAACUGCCGUCAGUCACGUCUUCACGAACAGACUACCAACCUCACUGUCCGGGGUAUCUCCUCCUCCGACGCUUCCCGACAACUCUCCGUCUUGGACCCUGAACCCGAUAAUCCAUUUCGGCAACUCCUCACUAAGUACCCCGCCCUCACUCGCCCCAACUUCAACGUUUCUAUUCCACCACACGACGUAGUUCACCAUAUCCGGACCAUUGGCCCUCCCGUGUUUUUUCGCCCCCAGCCGUCUCGCGCCUGCACGUCUUGCUGCCGCCAAGUCCGAGUUCGAGCACAUGCUUCAAAUGGGCAUCAUUCGUCAGUCUGAAAGCCCAUGGGCCUCAGCCUUCCACAUGGUUCCAAAUGCCGCCACAGGUGACUGGCACCCCUGCGGUGAUUAA